AUGCCAGAAUUAUCCGGUUUUUGGAUUUUAACAGCUCUUCUACAUUUACCUUCACAACUAUUUUUGGGUUUAAAUCCAGAUAUUUGGCAAUUACCUUUAGAAAAAUACACAAUUUUAUUAGAAAUUAUUUUUUCUUUUAUUGAGUUGCUUACUUCAACUAUUUUACUUCGUAAAUUAUCUCAACUUCAAAUGGAAAGAUUUAAAAGAGCAGCAACUUUAGCCAUUCAAAAAGAAGAAGAAAAACAAAAUGAAAAUAAAGAAAAAUAUUAA
Messenger RNA from Meloidogyne enterolobii, 270 nucleotides. Lineage: Eukaryota; Metazoa; Nematoda; Chromadorea; Rhabditida; Meloidogynidae. The record is from the annotation of a GenBank genome assembly.